AUGGCAGAGAAAAAUGACGUCAUGAAGGAGUGGCUAAAGAAUAAGGGUGCAAAUCCAAGUGAUAAUUUGAACAAGUGUGAAUUACUGGAAAUGGUUAAAUCACUAUCAUGUGCAAUUAGAAAUGAUUAUGUUAUAGACAGAACGGCACGCGAUUAUGUUAUAGACAGAAUGACACGCGACAACGGACAUCAAGUGGUUAGGUUACCUCCAUAUCACUGUGAAUAUAAUCCCAUAGAACUGAUUUGGGCCCAAGUAAAGACUUAUGUGGCAAAAAGAAACAAUCUUAAAAUGGCUGAUCUUAAACCUCUCGUCAGAGAAGCAAUUCAGUCAAUGACAGCUGAAAACUGGGCAAAUGCAGUUAAGCAUUGCGAAAACUUGCAAACAGGCGAUGCUGCAAAGGAUGUAUGUAUUGAUAAAUAUAAUGACUUGUUCGUUAUUGAACUAAGAUCAUCCGAUGAAGAAGAUUCUUCGUAA
Messenger RNA from Macrobrachium nipponense, 474 nucleotides. RefSeq lists its product as uncharacterized. Gene Ontology annotation, molecular function: nucleic acid binding. Bases 1 to 474 code for a protein of 157 amino acids. The transcript has a single exon. The record is from RefSeq and is a predicted model, not a curated record. NCBI's taxonomy places the organism in Eukaryota, Metazoa, Arthropoda, Malacostraca, Decapoda, Palaemonidae.